CCUGCUUUGUCUGGCAUUUCCGUUUGAAAGAAAUUUCCGGUCAAAAAAUUAUUAAUUAACGAAGUUUUCUUAGAAGAUAUCGCACGACGAGCCAUUGUAACGUUCUGGACACAAAUAUUUAGGUUUGUGUGCCUGUAGUCCAGUCUCUAUGGAGGGGGACAAUAAUACCAUCACCGUCACCAUGACGGAGGACGGAUACAUCUCCAUGUCAAUGAAACAUCCUGAAGGGGAGGUGGAGGAGGACCUUGGUGAGGAUGAAGAACCGCCCAUGAAACAGCUCAAACUUGAACUGGACGAGACAGAGGCCAUUGAAGAGGCAGCUCCCCAGGAAGUACAGAUAGAGGAAGUGCAGAUCUCCCAGGAAGUAGAACCUGACAUAACUGAGGCACAGGAAGUCUCCCUAGCUGACGGGGUGGUGUAUGAGGAAGAGGUUGUUCAACAGACCAAUCAGCAGCCAGCACCACAUUACCAGAACCUUAUCAUUCAACACAUGGACAUCGCUGAACCUCUUUCCACGCUCAAAUCAUUACUUGAAAUGAGGCUUCAGUGUUCACUGGCUGAGCAUCAGUUCUUCUUACAAGACACAAUAUUGCUGGACACAUACAAGAGUUUAGUUGACCAGUGUGUUCAAGGAGAAGGCAUGGUACAGAUUAACUUGGAAGUAAAGUCCCAGCCAGCAGGUGUGAAACCAAAGAUAAAUAUCGUUGAUAUCCUCAAGCCUGCAGAUGAGGUGGAACCACAGGUUGAACCAGCAGCCCCAACACCUCCAGCUGUCCAACAGAAGACAGUAUCUCCUGCCAAAGUUGUUAUACCUUUGCCAGAAGAGUCCGAAAAUGUCACUCGAUGGAUUGUCGACCAGCAUUUCCGAAGGGAACAAGAACGACUGAAAAUUCCAUUCGAUCCAGUCCAAUGGAGUGAAGUUCAUGUCAAACACUGGAUCGAGUGGGCGAUGAAGGAGUUCCAAUUAGACGGAGUGAAUGCAGAUAUGUUUAGUAUCAAUGGCAAACAGCUGUGUGAACUCUCACACCCAGAAUUUAUCAAACUUAUCCCUAAUGACAAAGGAGAUGUGUUUUGGACUCAUUUGGAACUGCUCAGAAAGUGCAAGUUUGUUGCUGUGAUGCAGCAACCUACCCCACAUGCAAUCACAACCAUCACAGUUUCAACAUCAGGAGGACAGGAUGGUCGUGUGCGGACAAUCAAACAUCAUCGACCUCGAUCUCCUCGAAUCACCGGUGAUGAAAGACUAUCCUCUCCUGGUAACAGAACAGGAAACAAUGGUCAGAUUCAGCUUUGGCAAUUCCUACUGGAGCUUCUCACUGACAAGGAUUGUCGGGAAGUGAUCCAGUGGCUGGGAGACGAUGGAGAAUUCAAACUGAAUAACCCCGAAAUGGUGGCACAGAUGUGGGGUCAGAGAAAAAACAAGCCUACAAUGAAUUAUGAGAAACUGAGUCGUGCCCUCAGAUAUUAUUAUGACGGAGAUAUGAUUGCAAAGGUACACGGGAAGAGAUUUGUGUACAAGUUUGUGUGUGACCUGAAGAUGCUGCUCGGAUACUCAGCAGCUGACUUAAACAGACUUGUCACUGUGUGUGCAGAGAAAAAACUACAGCGAGUACGUGAAUCGUUAAGACCAGGCGUAACGGAACGUCUCGGCACAAAACUGAUAACAAUGACUCAAACAACUGUUCAAACAAUGGAAUAGCAUCCACUGAUGUCUCAUCUGUAUUAUAGUCUGUUUCCUAUUGUUCAUUGUUCAUAGUCUGUUUCAUAUUUCUGACCAGUGAAUGCCUGUUAUGUAUGUGACCAUAUUUCCUUUUUGACCAUAUAUAUGCCUGUUAUGGUCUGUUUCACAUUUGACCACAAGAUGCCUAAUUUUGGUCCUGAAUCAUGUAUGCCUGUUAUAGUUUGUUUCAUAAUAACAAUUUGACCAUGAAUGUAAGUUGUGUGUGUCAUGCAAAUUGUCUUAAUACAGUCUUAGAAAAUUUCACUGAUAGGGCUGAUGAUUACACAACUCCGUGACGAAUGAUUGCUAGAUGUUACUGGUAUCAGGGCCAAGUAUUUCAAGAAAAAGAAAAUGAUAAUAUGAUGAGGUGAUUAUAGAGUAAAGGAGGGUGAUUUUAAAUUGUGAAUCAAUAUUGUCUACCGAUGAGGAAUAGCAUAUUUAUGAGUUAAGAAAAAAACAUUUUUAUCAUCACCUGUUUUCCUUGGAUUCGUAUCAGAUAUACUGCAAUAAGUUUUCUUGUUGUCAGUCUUUUACAAUAUAUAAAUCAGAUAAAAUAAGAAGUCCUUUGUAUAAUAUGGUUUCUAUUCAGAAUUAACAGUUUAAAGUUUUAGUUUGUGUAUUAUUUUCAGUUUAUAUACAGUUACUUUCCAGUUCGAUUAUAACGGAGUUUGUGUUUAAUUUGAAAUUUGCAGAUUGUUUCUUUGUGUGCCGCAAUGGGUGAAUGUGUAUAGUCUGUUUCAUGUUGGGUGAAUGCGGGUUUAGUCUGUUCCAUGUUAUUGACCAGGCCAUGUUUGUUACCAAGUCUGUUAACUUUUUUAUACGCAUGUUUGUGAGUGAGAUUGUUAUGAGUGAGAUUGUUAUGUGUAAUUGGUAUUUAAAGAACCAUGAUAUUUAAUGAUUACAAACUCAUAGGACUUUUGAUUGCUAAAGUCAUGUGAUUUGAAUGAUAAAAUUGUCAUGUGACCUUUAUUUUAGGUCACAUGACUUCAUGACAGAGUUGAUGUGACCCCCGUGGCACAUUAACACAUGAAUUUAGUGCUGUAUAUUACUGUAAACAUUGAGUCUUCACAAUUCUCAGAUUUCAGAAAAUGUUAAAUUGAACAUAGGAAAUUUGCCAUGGUGGUUUUAAAUGUUGGUUUAAGAUAACAUCCCAAAAUCAUAUUUAUGAAAUAGAAUUGAUCAAGUUUAUUUGUAGUAACAAAUUUUCUGAAAUCAAAAUGCUGACACAAUUUACACAUUGAUGUUAAGGCUUGGCAGAGAUCCCAAUGAUACUUUAAUACAUGUACAUUGGUGUAAAAUCUAGGCUUAAGUGAGGUUCAGUUCUCGUGGUAUAUCAAAAAAGACUACUUUUCAUGGACACUGACUUUUGAGAUAGAUGUUUACAUUUCAUGGACUUAUAAAUGUGUAGAUUAAGAUUACUUGAGAAGUCAACAGAAAUAAUCCCCCGGGAUAAUGAAUGGUUUAACGGAAUACAUCUGCUUCAUAAACAGAUUUGAGGGAUAGGGUUGACCCAUAUGAACCUUUGGAGUACACAAGUAUAUAGCAUUACAAAUCACUGAUUUAUCUGUUGCACAUAUAGAAGUGUUUAUUAGGCAUUCAGUAUAAAGACAUUAUAGAUUUUUCAAUUCUGAUUUGAUUUAUUCUGUUAUUGAUUUUUUUGCUUGUGAAAGUAAUCAAGCACAUAUUUCAGAAUGACAAAUAUUAUACAAGAUGUUAAAAGUUAAUUAUGAUUCUAUUUGACAGUUUUAUAAAUUCUGAAAAAUUAUACAGAUUAUAAUUUAUCUGAUGU
Ylistrum balloti is the source of this 3509-nucleotide messenger RNA. Its product is annotated as GA-binding protein alpha chain-like. Gene Ontology annotation, molecular function: DNA-binding transcription factor activity, RNA polymerase II-specific; sequence-specific DNA binding. Lineage: Eukaryota; Metazoa; Mollusca; Bivalvia; Pectinida; Pectinidae. Gene Ontology annotation, cellular component: nucleus. The transcript has 12 exons. The record is from RefSeq and is a predicted model, not a curated record. Gene Ontology annotation, biological process: regulation of transcription by RNA polymerase II; cell differentiation. The coding region runs from base 149 to 1699 and encodes 516 amino acids.